AUGGACGUGCCCGCUCGCCCCGCCACGGCCCUCACGCGCUUCAGCCGCCAUGCCAAUGCCAAACCCCCCCUCGCCACGCCCCCCUCCUCCCUCCCCCCCACUGCCGCUGCCACCCCCCUGGCCUCACCCUCCGCCACCAGCAGUGCGCCCGCAGCCACUCCUCCCCUCCUCCCCCCGCCCAGCCCCCCACCUCAGGCUGAAGCGCCACCAUCCCUCGCCACCCCUGCUGCUGCCGCUGCUGUUGCUGCUGCUGCUGCUGCCAUAGGGGUGGGUGCUGGUGAGACUGGGAAGGCAAGGCGUGGGAGUGGGAAGGAGAGGGCGCGGGGCAUGAGGCAGAUCGAGGCAGAGGUGCAGCAGAGGAGGGAGGCCGCCGCAGCACAGGCAGCAGCCAGCUCGGCGGAGGUAGCAGAGCAAGUUAGCGCGGCUAACGAGGUCGUGGACGAUGAAGCGUGGGGUGUGCAGGUGGGGCAGGUGGCGGUGGUGCGCGGGCAGGUGAGGGCCACAUCGCUGGCAGAGCUGUACCGCGCCGCGGGGAGGGGGAGCAACCUGGACGGCGCAAGAAAUGUGGCGCCCGCUCACGCCCUGCCGCAUGUGCUCGCUGCCCCCCCCGCCCCUCUGUGCCCGCCCUUGCCCCUGCCGCCCCACUCGGUCUUGCCGCCACACGCCCCCAUUCCCCCGGCUCUGCCUGUGUCGCCUGCCCCUGCUGCCCCUGCUGCCCCUGCUACGUCCCAGUGCAUGGCUGGCACAGGGCCAUCCUCAGGCAUCUCUCCCCCUUCCGCCCUCUUCUCCUCCACCUCUCCCCUCGCCGUCGCUCCGCCUCCCUGCAGUACCACUGCCCAUUUCCCCCCCGCCGCUGCUCCUCCCCCUCCUGCCUCUGCCUCUGCGGCUUUCCCUCCUGGCCAACCCCCGCCCACUGCGUCGUCCCCUCCUGCCUCGCGCCCCCCCUCCCACCGCGACCUGCUGGCUGACGUGGCGAGCAUGGUGGAGAUGCCACGGGCUGCCAGCACGGGCAGCAUUCACACCACACCCGCCACCAGUGGUGCAGCUGCUGCCUUCAGGAGGUGUGGGUCGCAUGAUGCGCCCUGCCUGCCCGCACACACAGAGCACUCGCCCCGGGUAGGGGUGGGGAGCAUGGGGGGGAGUGCAGAGCACGUGGCAGCAGCACCGCGUGCAGGAGGUGGAGCAGCAGCAGGGGCAGGCACUGCCGGCGCUCACAUGCCCGUCCCCUCUGCGCUGCCCCAUGACCCAGCACUCCCUCUCGCCUUCCCUCGCGCUCUGCCUCUUCUGCACCUUGCUCCCACUGCCCUCGCCUCCGCUUCCCCUGCCUUGUCAGCUGGCUCUCCUGUGACGUCAGCUGGGUCGCCUGCCAUGUCAGCAGGGUCCCCUGCAUCUCUAUCCAAUGAGCACGCGCCACGUGGCGCACAGCAGGCAGCAGCGGUGGCGGAGCUGAGGAGCAAGCUGCGGGUGCUGCUGGCGCCGCCACUUCCUGCAGCAGAGCAGGCAGGCAGGGGGGCGAGCAGCGAUGUGGGCAGGCAGGGGCAUGCCGGGGUUGAAGAGACCCAAUUGCCGCCAACUGUGGCACCCGCUCCUUCUGCAACAGCUGCUGUCUCAGUCUCUCCCCCUUCUCACUCCUCUGUCAUACACCCAACCUCUGCCCUCCCUCCCCCACACCAGCACCCCCCCUCGCCUCCUCCCCUGCACCGCUCGCUCUCAGACCCACACACCCCGCGCCCCUCCGCCACGGCCUUCCCCCUCGUCGCUCCGCCCUCCCCCGGCACCCUCUCAGCGCCGCGCUCGCCCCUCCCCCCGCCCUCUGCGCGCGCGCUGGGCUUUGCGUGUGCGCGCCGCCCCUUCAUGCUCCCGCCCGACUGGGACGAGCGCAGCGGUGGUGCAGACAGCGCUGAGAGGCCGCGCAGUGCAGAGAGGGGGAGAGGGGGGAGGGGCGUGCGCGCGUUCACAUCAGUGGGGCACCGCGGGCUGCUGCCACGCGCCGUGCAUGCAGGGGGGGCGUCAGCAGCCGCAGCGGCAGCAGCAGGGGGGGCCGUGGGCAGCCAUUCCGCUCUGACGGCGCGCGAGGUGCUGGCAGCGCUGCGGCGCGUGCCGGGGCCGUACAGCUCAGGGCGGCUUGAUGAGGUGGAGGGCGUCGAUGACAGCCUGCUGGGCGCCGGCAGCACGCCCAGAGUAACAGGCGGCGGGGCAGGUGCUGGUGGCCGUGGUGGGCGGCGGCGGAAGAGGUUCAGUGUGCUGGCUGUGGCGAGGGAGGUGGUGGAGCGGGAAGGCGGAGGGGCAGAGGGGGGCAGUGGCGACUAUGCAAGUGGAGGUGACGCGGAGAAGAUGGGAAAAGGUGGUGCGGAGGAUGGCGGAGGAGAAGAUGGGGACGGCAGCGAGGAGUCAGAGAGCAAUGGCGAUGGCGAUGGGCAGGGCGAGGAGGCGGCACGCGUGCGCAUGGAGUGGAGGCGGGUGAGGAAGGAGAGACAGCUGGUGGAGCAGGAGAGGGGCGAGGUGCAGCGCGUGCAGCGCGAGGUGGCGCGCUUCAAGCACUGGGCGCACCACGAGCAGCAGCGCCUGGCCGAGGAGAGGCAGCGCGUGGAGGCGGAGAAGCAGCGCCUGGCGCCCUUUGAGGCGCGCCUUCGCGCCCGGCAGCACCGCAUCGCCGCGCAGGACGCCGCCACGGCCGCCCUGCGAGCGCACGCCAGCGCUGCUGCCACGGCGACGGCGCACGUGGCGGCGCACACACACGCCCUGCGCCUGCACCUCGCCUCCGCCGCCCACCUCCUCGCCGCCACCAAGCAGCGCCUCGCUCACGACCGCGCCUCCGUGGCUGGCGCUCUGGCUCGGGCUGCCGAGGCUGAGGAGCGGGCGCAGGCGGCGGAGAGGAGGUUCGGGAAGAUGCCGUGGGAGGUGCGGAGCGCGAGUGGCGUGGCGCGCGCGGUGCACGGCGUGGCGGGGCGGCAUGGGUCGGCCGUGCUGCGCCUGCACGCCCCCGCCCUGCGCCUCGCACACGUGGUGGCCGUGGCGUGGCGGGGCGGGACGGGGGAGGGCGCAGGGGUGGAGGGGAAGGAGUGCGAUGGAAUGGGGGAGAGGGCUGAGGGACGAGAAAAGAGCGGGCACAGGGGAGGGGAGGAGGGAGAGGGGGAUGCGUGGCAAGGGUGGAGUGCAGUCAGGGAAGGGGCAGCGAUGGGAAAGGGGAAGCUGAGGGAGCAACGAGGCGCUGAGGGCAGGGAGCAGGGGUUGGGGCGUGAGCAGGUGGCAGGCGUGGCGAGAGAAGUGAUGCGAGCGCUGCUGCUGGCAUCGCGGGCGGCGGGCAACAACCCAUCGCGGGUGAUGACGGCCGCGGGGAGCACUCAGAGCCGCCUAACCACGCCUGCCCAGAGCACUCUGACCACGCCUGCCCAGAGCACUCUGACCACGCCUGCCCAGAGCACUCUGACCACGCCUGCCCAGAGCACUCUGACCACGCCUGCCGAGAGCACUCUGACCACGCCUGCCGAGAGCACUCUGACCACGCCUGCCGAGAGCACUCUGACCACGCCUGCCGAGAGCACUCUGACCACGCCUGCCGAGAGCACUCUGACCACGCCUGCCGAGAGCACUCUGACCACGCCUGCCGAGAGCACUCUGACCACGCCUGCCGAGAGCACUCUGACCACGCCUGCCGAGAGCACUCUGACCACGCCUGCCGAGAGCACUCUGACCACGCCUGCCGAGAGCACUCUGACCACGCCUGCCGAGAGCACUCUGACCACGCCUGCCGAGAGCCCUCUGACCACGCCUGCCGAGAGCACUCUGACCACGCCUGCCGAGAGCACUCUGACCACGCCUGCCGAGAGCACUCUGACCACGCCUGCCGAGAGCACUCUGACCACGCCUGCCGAGAGCACUCUGACCACGCCUGCCGAGAGCACUCUGACCAUGCCUGCCGAGAGCACUCUGACCACGCCUGCCGAGAGCACUCUGACCACGCCUGCCGAGAGCACUCUGACCACGCCUGCCGAGAGCACUCUGACCACGCCUGCCGAGAGCACUCUGACCACGCCUGCCGAGAGCCCUCUGACCACGCCUGCCGAGAGCACUCUGACCACGCCUGCCGAGAGCACUCUGACCACGCCUGCCGAGAGCACUCUGACCACGCCUGCCGAGAGCACUCUGACCACGCCUGCCGAGAGCACUCUGACCACGCCUGCCGAGAGCACUCUGACCAUGCCUGCCGAGAGCACUCUGACCACGCCUGCCGAGAGCACUCUGACCACGCCUGCCGAGAGCACUCUGACCACGCCUGCCGAGAGCACUCUGACCACGCCUGCCGAGAGCACUCUGACCACGCCUGCCGAGAGCACUCUGACCACGCCUGCCGAGAGCACUCUGACCACGCCUGCCGAGAGCACUCUGACCACGCCUGCCGAGAGCACUCUGACCAUGCCUGCCGAGAGCACUCUGACCACGCCUGCCGAGAGCACUCUGACCACGCCUGCCGAGAGCACUCUGACCACGCCUGCCGAGAGCACUCUGACCACGCCUGCCGAGAGCACUCUGACCACGCCUGCCGAGAGCACUCUGACCAUGCCUGCCGAGAGCACUCUGACCACGCCUGCCGAGAGCACUCUGACCACGCCUGCCGAGAGCACUCUGACCACGCCUGCCGAGAGCACUCUGACCACGCCUGCCGAGAGCACUCUGACCACGCCUGCCGAGAGCACUCUGACCACGCCUGCCGAGAGCACUCUGACCACGCCUGCCGAGAGCACUCUGACCACGCCUGCCGAGAGCACUCUGACCACGCCUGCCGAGAGCACUCUGACCACGCCUGCCGAGAGCACUCUGACCACGCCUGCCGAGAGCACUCUGACCACGCCUGCCGAGAGCACUCUGACCACGCCUGCCCAGAGCACUCUGACCACGCCUGCCCAGAGCACUCUGAUGACGCCUGGGGCACCUUGGCGCACCUUCACUCGCACCUGCUGCACCUCGAGCAAUGGCAGCACCACAGUGCUGAGUUGGUGCCCUCGUCUCACCUGCUUGUCCUCAUUCCCCCACUCUGCCGCCCCUUUCCCUUUUCCCCCCCGCCCCCUCUCUCCCUCUCCCCUCCUUUCUUCCCUUCUCUCCCUCUCCCCUCCUUCUGCCCCUCUCUCCCUCUCCCCCCUUUCUUCCCCGCUCUCUCUCUCCUCUGUUUCUGCCUCUCUCUCCCUCACUCACUCCCCCACAAUGUGCAGCGGAGGAAGUGCAAGCGCCCUGGUGGGCGGGGCUGAGUGGUACAGAGCGGUGGGUGGCGGUGCAGCACGAGGCGGCUGCAAUGCUGUGCCCGCACAGGGCCAUGGGUCACCACUGCGGCUGCCUCUACCCGCUUUUCAAGCAGGUCAGUGCUGCCUCUACCCGCUUUUCAAGCAGGUCAGUUCUGCCUCUACCCGCUUUUCAAGCAGGUCAGUUCUGCCUCUACCCGCUUUUCAAGCAGGUCAGUUCUGCCUCUACCCGCUUUUCAAGCAGGUCAGUUCUGCCUCUGCCUGCUUUUCAAGCAGGUCAGUGCUGUCUCUACCCGCUUUUCAAGCAGGUCAGUGCUGUCUCUACCCGCUUUUCAAGCAGGGCAGUGCUGCCUCUACCCGCUUUUCAAGCACUCCGUUCCACUCCUUUCCGUAUCCCAUUACCCGUCAUCCUAUUUCAUAUAUACCCUCAACUGCUUUCUUUCCCCUCGUGUCUUUCUCCCCCUCGUCCCCUCGGCCCCGCCCCCCUGUCCCUUCGACCUCCGCUUUGACAUCACGCCACCCAGCAGCUUCACACGUCUUUUUUCAACUCCUCAUCGCUGGCUUCCCAUCCCUUUCCCUGCUUCCCCCUCAUACACCCCUCCGUUCACCCACUCCCUCGCCCCUCACCCCCUCGCAGGUACUGCAGCACUGCCAGCAGCGUCUGGACGCGGCACUCUUCAACGCGCUGCUGCGGUCGGGCAAUGACGUGCUCUCCACCGACCCUGCCGCCGACCCUCUCACCGACCCUGCCGCCCUGCCCUUCCCCGCCAAUGGCCGCUUCUGGGCCGCCCAAGGCGGGCUGCUGAAACACACUGUGUCGGAGUGGAGUGACUUCCUGGCGGACAUGGACGCCCACGUCGCCUCGCAAUGGCAUGCCGCCGCUGCACCCGCCGCACAUCCCGGAGCCGCCCACUCUCCCCCCCCAUCGCCCAUCCUGCCCCCGCCCACCGUGCCGCUCUCCUCCGCUCGCUUCUGGGCGGGCCAGCUGGAGCUCUUUGAUUGGCCGGAGGGCGCAGAGGGGCAGGGCGGGGCAGAAAAGCAAGGACGUGGAAAUGGACUGGUGGAGCAGGGAGAGGGGUGGAGAGCUGUGACAGGCGGUGAUGCGAUGGGAGGUGCACCAGUGCGCGGCACUGCUGGGGGUGAAGGGGGCACGGGUCAGAGGCACGACCCGGCUGCACUGCUGCUAAUGGGAGGGCGCGAGGGGGAGGAGGGGGAGGGGCAAGGCAUGGUGCAGCAGCUGAUAGGCGAGCGGGCGGAGUGCUUCCCCCUGCUGCACGCGCUGGCGCACGUGCUGCUGCUGCCCAAACAGGCCCUCUGCGACCGCCCCGUGCGGCGCCAGGUGUACGCCACCAUCCCGGCGCCGCUGCUGCAGCGUGUGGUGAGCAUGUGCGUGGAGCAGCCGUCCCACCCCGACCCCAUCCCUCCCGUGCUGCUCGACAUGCUCCAUGCCGAGGCCAACACGUGUGCCCACGCCACCUACUUGCUGCCAGUCUUUGACCCUGCCCCCCUGCCCCCCACGCCCUACUGCCCGCCGCCUGCCUCCCCCCUGCAUGCGCUGCUGGGGGCGGCUGCACCGGGCGCAGUGGGAGUGCAGCAGGGGGGGCUGGAGGAGGGGAAGGGGCCACGGCACGGAGAGGUGCUGGUGGAGUGA
Messenger RNA from Closterium sp. Yama58-4, 6888 nucleotides. NCBI's taxonomy places the organism in Eukaryota, Viridiplantae, Streptophyta, Zygnematophyceae, Desmidiales, Closteriaceae. The record is from the annotation of a GenBank genome assembly.